CCAAUUACUUGCAAAGAUGGAUGGAGUUCAACCGCUAGCUGUGCCUACUUUGGUCAUCGGACUUACAAACAAGAGAAGUCUGAUUGAACCAGGUAAGUGGAAAUCGAUUAGCAAAGAUCUAAAUUCAAAAUUUGAGAUGGUGGGCCUCACUUUCUCCGUUGCACUUCAUUUCGAUUUUUUCUGUUUUCUGAAGCGCUUUUGCGUCCGGGUCGAUUCGAAGUUCAAAUUGAAAUACCUCCACCACGAACAAACGAACAACGAUUCAGCAUUCUAAAGGUUCACACCCAACACAUGUUCACUGCAGGUAGGCUUCAGGUUAAUGAUCCACCACCGGAUAGUCCAGCUGCACAACAAAUAGAGGUAAGAUGAAGUCCCUCGGAUGGAUUUGAUUUCUUCAUUUAUGGCAAUCUCGCAGCGGAUUCUCACUUGUCAUUAUCUUCCUUUUUGAACAAUGCAGAACGCCGACACUUCAACGCUUUUGGCAUACGAAGACCUCUUGAUGAAGUUGGCAACUCUAACCGAUGAAUUUAGUGGCGCUGCCAUUGCAGGUGUAGCACGUGCCGCUGCUAGUCGCGCUUUGGAACGAGCAGUUAGUCAGUUCUCUGACGAGAUCGAAAGCCGAGAAACUUUAAGCAUUAUGGAUUGUCUUGUCACUCAAGAUGACUUCUACGAAGCAGUUAAUGAUGUUCGAGAAAGUAUGGGAACUCGCGACCACUCAGAAGACUAGGCUAAUGAAAGAUCGCAACCUGG
Molecule: messenger RNA, 750 nt
Organism: Pseudo-nitzschia multistriata
Lineage: Eukaryota; Bacillariophyta; Bacillariophyceae; Bacillariales; Bacillariaceae
Source: the annotation of a GenBank genome assembly